GUGUUGGCGUACAUCAGUGGGACCCUGUCAAACAAACCUGGAGCAUCCCUGGUCUACCCCAUGCCCUCCCGGAAUGUGUCACUGCGGCUGCAGGGCCUCCAGGAGAAAGACUCCGGGUCCUACCUCUGUUCCGUGAACGUGCAUGACAGUCAAGGCAAAGAGAGGGGCCAUGGCAGCAGAAGUUUAAAACUCAAUGUGCUGGUUCCUCCAGCUCCUCCAUCCUGCCGUCUCCUGGGCGUGCCCCGUGUGGGGACCAACGUGACCCUGAGCUGCCAGUCCCCAAGGAGUAAGCCCGCUGCCCAGUACCAGUGGGAGCGGCCACCCCCAUCCCCUCAGGUUUUCUUUGCACCAGUUUUAGGUGAGGGAACUUGUGGAGACAAGUGACACUGUGGCUGGGGUGGGGGAAAGACCAGAGGUACCAGAGAGACUGGGGUGAACAGGGGAGGCGCUGCUGAGAAGUCCUGGG
Molecule: messenger RNA, 466 nt
Organism: Equus quagga
Lineage: Eukaryota; Metazoa; Chordata; Mammalia; Perissodactyla; Equidae
Product: endothelial cell-selective adhesion molecule-like
Exons: 2
Coding region: 61-384 (107 amino acids)
Biological process (GO): homophilic cell-cell adhesion
Cellular component (GO): plasma membrane; adherens junction
Molecular function (GO): cell-cell adhesion mediator activity
Source: RefSeq, a predicted model, not a curated record